Messenger RNA from Sitodiplosis mosellana (orange wheat blossom midge), 610 nucleotides. RefSeq names its product 28S ribosomal protein S18c, mitochondrial (gene mRpS18C). The coding region runs from base 119 to 547 and encodes 142 amino acids. NCBI's taxonomy places the organism in Eukaryota, Metazoa, Arthropoda, Insecta, Diptera, Cecidomyiidae. Gene Ontology annotation, cellular component: ribosome; mitochondrial small ribosomal subunit. Gene Ontology annotation, biological process: mitochondrial translation. Gene Ontology annotation, molecular function: structural constituent of ribosome; small ribosomal subunit rRNA binding. The transcript has 2 exons. The record is from RefSeq and is a predicted model, not a curated record.
AUAUAGCUAAAAGUCAACUGUUUUGACAUAAGCAUGCCAGAAGAAAAAAAAAUAACAACAUCUAAGGCAGUAUCAGAGUUGUAUUUCGGCACGGAAAGUCUUCGUUUCGAUUUUAAAUAUGUCGAUUCAACUGUUUAGGAAUUUGUUCCAGAAACAAGGUUACAUUCAACGAAUGGUUUGUACAACAAAUAACAGACUGAGUUAUUCAAGUACAUCACAAGCCGAUGCAUCGGUUGAUGAAGAUGAGCCAAUUGCUAUCAAAAAUCCAUACAAACGUGAAAAUCGUCAGUGCCUUCUGUGCAAGUUGAACAUUACACCCGAUUACAAAAAUGCCCGUUUAUUGUCGCAAUUCCAAAGUACGUACACUGGACGAAUUUACGGUCGGCACAUUACUGGUCUCUGCAAAACGAAACAAACACAAGUUGAGAGUGCGAUACAACGUUCACAGGCAUGCGGAUUUAUGCCACUGUAUCACAAGGCACCCGAAUUUUUCAAUGAUCCCAAAUUGUACGAUCCAGAGAAGCCAAUUCGACCACACCCACAUUAGAAGAAUCAAUGUUACCAAUAUAGUCGACAAUUAAAUACCAAAUUUAAUAAAAUGUUAUCAAAA